AUGCAUGCUGUCGCCGCGCCGGCUUGGCCAAAGAAGCCAAGCCGAGAUGGAAGUGGGGAGGCGAAGGAGAUGGCGGUCGUGCCGAUUGUGCCGCUGGAGCUCGAGAAAGCUUGGCCAAAGCUGCCAAGCCGAGAGCUGAUGGGAAGACGGCGCCGCUGGAGCUCGUCCCGCUCGUUCGUGGGACUCCUCGGAGCGCUCGGCGGCCUCUUUCUGGCCACAAGGAGCCAAGAAACUUUGCAGGCACUUGCUCACACAUCGCCCAUGGGGACCCAGCGGAAAUGGUUCUUCCUGCUGCUCUUCGGCCUGGUGGAUGUAGGCCAAGCGUUCGUAAUCGACUGGGCUGAAGGACGCACGUCCCACGGCGAAGUGGGCAGGCGGUAUGUUCGACAGUCGGUGCUCGUGGUGGAACCCUUCUUCGCCAUCGUCGUAGGCUUGGCAGUGCAGGGGAACUCGGGAGGCUUGGAGGCCGUGCGGGAGUGUCUAGACUACGAGAAGUUCCUCGAGUUCGUCCCUGUCUGCCUCUUCUUCGGUGUGGGGAUGUCCAUGAAGAUGCGGGCGGUGGGCUACUUCAAUGCUGGCACUAUCAAAAUCUUCGGACAGCUGCGGCUGCCGCUGGUAGCGCUGGUCUCUGCACACCUGCUUUCGCGACAUUACUCUCAAGAGCAAUGGCAGGCCAUCUCCAUGGUGGCUCUCAGCUGCUUCCUCUUCAUGUGGCUCAAGGAGAGGCAAGACCGCAACGGUAAGGCCAACGACCAAGUAGAUGUCCGAGGACUUGUCUUGCUGGCAGGCUGGAUCUUACUGAACGUGCUUGGUGGCGUUUUUGCCGAACGUGCCUACAAGAGUGGAGACAAGCCUUUCUUCUCGAAGAAGGUGUCCGAGGACUUCGGGUACCUGGUUCUCAACUGUGCGAUGCUCUUCGUCAUGCCGUGCUGCGACGUGGACGAGAACAUCUUCGACCGCCAGCGUCGCCCGGGGUGUCUUUUCGACUCCUGGGACCGCCGUACAGUUGCCAUGGUGGUUAUGCUCAUGCUGGAUGCCACCGCAAGCAAUUGGCUCCUGCAGGAGUUCUCAGCGCUGACCAAGUCCAUCAUGAAAGCUUGCUGCGUGGCCAUAAUCUAUUUCAUGUCCCUGACCUACGCGACGGACAGGGAUUCUCGGCCCUGGAGCUGCUCCCUCCUCAACUUCUCAGCGCUGAUGGUUGUGGGGUGCUCGCUGCACUACGCAAGAGUGGCGUCAUCGCACUGA
Molecule: messenger RNA, 1245 nt
Organism: Symbiodinium natans
Lineage: Eukaryota; Dinophyceae; Suessiales; Symbiodiniaceae
Source: the annotation of a GenBank genome assembly